Molecule: messenger RNA, 1163 nt
Organism: Rubroshorea leprosula
Lineage: Eukaryota; Viridiplantae; Streptophyta; Magnoliopsida; Malvales; Dipterocarpaceae
Source: the annotation of a GenBank genome assembly
ACUCAAAAUAUGUUUGCCCCUAUAUUUAGUCACAAUCAAUGCACUUUGGUGGAAGGAAGACUAAUGGUAGUGAAUGUUUUACUAGCACAUGGAAUGGUAAAGAAUUUGCACAAGCAGCAUAUUAGUUCAUGUUGUGCUCUUAAGAUUGAUUUGAUGGAAGCUUUUGACUUUGUCCAUUGGGAUUUUGUUUUCCAAAUUUUGGAUGCUCUUGGAUUCCCCCCUCUUUUCAUAAAUUGGCUGGUUUCUUGUAUUACUACUCCAAAGUUCUUUAUGGUUUUCAAUGGGAAUCUUGUAGGAUAUUUUCCUGGGAAGAAUGGUAUCAAGCAAGCCGAAGGACAGUUUGCCUAUCACCCUAAAUGUGCAAAGGUUAAACUCACCCACCUUUGCUUUGCAAAUGACCUUAUCAUUUUUAUAGAUGGAAAGGCAUCCUCUCUAGCUACAAUUGUUGACACUUUGAAGAGCUUCUAUUCUAUUUCUGGUUUGAAGGUACCUGGGAGUAGCUUUAAUCACAGGAAGACUAACAGAAAAAGAUCUAAAGCCAUUGGUAAGUUGUUUGAUCUGCUAAACUGGUCAGACAAAUACUUCAUGGUUCUACUUUUGACCAAAGAGUACUGCCAUGAAGUAAGUGUCUGGCGAGUUUAAUAUGUUUGAAUAAUCCAAAGAGCGUUCAGAAAGCGAUGGGAAUUGCCGAAUAAUCCAAAGAGCGUUCAGAAAGCGAUGGGAAUUGCCGAAUAAACAUGCUAAACUGGUCUGUGAGUGUCUGAGGAGUGUUCAGAAAGCGAUGGGGAGCUAAGAAAACGACGGACUAUAUGAAUAAUCCAAAAAGUAUGAAAACUAAGAAAGCUUUAAGAAUUUUUGAAAGCAUUGUGUACUAUCGAAGAUGACUGAUAAACUUGAAGAUCCAGUUUCUCUAGAUGAAGAAAUUAGCUUGGAAGCAGGGGAGUCAGUAGCUUGGAAUCAAAAACAAAUCAUUGUGUUGUAUCUCUAAAGGAGAUCUGGUAUGGACAACAUCUAGAAGAGCACUUCGGCAAACUAAAGUUGGUGGAACUCACCUGUUUUCCUAAGAGAUCAACUUUUCUUCCGCCCCCUUUCUUCCAGUCUUUGCCCAGUCUUGAAAAACUUGUUGUGAGGAAUUCUUUCUUCAAUGAAGUAUUCCGAUGUGA